UGGAAGAGAACUGAUGCGCGUGGCGUGAGUCCUGGUAGGGGAGCGUGCUCAGAGCGUGACUCCAGUGACGCGUAGUGCUUGCGCGUGUGCAUCGCGCACUGUGUUCCUGUGACACGUGUGGACAGCACAGUCACGGCGUGCCUUUUCUGUCGUGAUGGGACCUGGGCCGCUCAUCAGCUGGCUCACGUAGUGUUCUGUGCUGUUUAACUCGAUUACGGAAAAUGGCGAAAACGUAUUCCUUACCCAGCCUCCACGAUUUACCAGUCAUAGCCAGUCUCCUCCACGCAAUAGAUGGCUUUGGACGAACCCUAGACAUUAUAUUGUGUUCUUAAAUACUCUGGUAUCUACCUCUAAAAUGAGGGGUCUUAAGAACAUUCUCUCUCUCUCUCUCUCUCUCUGCCUCUCCAUAACUCUGCCUUUCAAAUGAAUCUGUCUUAAGGGGGAGGGGGGCACUGUGGCGCAGUGAGUAAAGCCACUGCCUGCAGUGCCCCAUUCCAUAUGGACACAGGUUCGAGUCCCGGCUGCUCCACUUCCUAUCCAGCUCUCUGCUGUGGCCUGGGAAAGCAGUAGAAGAUGGCCCAAGUCCUUGGGCCCCUGCACCCACGUGGGAGACCUGGGAGAAGCUCCAGGCUCCUGGCUUUGGAUCUGCCCAGUCCUGGCUGUUGCAGCCAUUUGGGGAGUGAACCAGCAGAUGGAAGACUUCUCUCCCUCCCUCCCUCCCUCUCUUUCUCUCUCUCUCUUUCUCCCCCUGUCUCUCUUUGCCUCUCUGUAACUCUGCCUUUCAAAUAAAUAAAUAAAUCUUUAAUUUUUUUUUUAAUUUGAGAGGUAGAGAGAGAGGAUGGAAAGUUCCUAACCUCUGGUGUCACUCCCCGGAUGCUUCCAACAGCCAGGGCUGCACUGGGCUGCACUGGGCUGAAGCCGGGAGUGGGCAUCCAGGAACUGAACCCAGCUCUCCCAUGUGGUGACGUGGACCCAGGGGUCUGAGGCGUCACCACGGCUUCCCAGGCUCUCUGAUCUGGCUGCGGGCGUGUUCACACGGGGCCACACACCGCCCUUGAAGACGAUGACCCCUGAGGCCAGCUUUGCAGCGCAGCAGGCUGAGCCGCCGUGUGGGCAGCCAGCAUCCCCCCCGAGCACCUGGUGGAGCCCCAGUGGUCACACUUCCCUCUCACUCCCUGCUAAUGCCCCUGGGAAAGCAGCAGAAGAUGGCCCCAGUGCACGGGAGACUUGGGGAAAGUUCCUGCCUCGUGGCUUCGGCUGGGCCCAGCCCAGGCCGCUGUGGCCAUUUAGGGAGUGAACUAGCAGAUAGAAGAUCUCUCUCUCUCUCUCUCUCUCUCCCUCUCUCCGUAGCUGUGCCUUUCAAAUUAAUAAAUAUUUUUUUAAAGAGUAUUCUUAGAAGCAAAACGGGUGUGCACACAGUAGUGUCAUGGUUCCCUGGGGUCAGCAGAUUUGCACGGCUGUCUCGUCCUCUCGCUGCGAUGGUCCCUGUGUGUCUUCCUCAUGUACUGCAGCUCUGACCCGGCCACCAGCCUGACUCCACUCAGAACCUCGAUCUCCGGCCGGGGCCCCCGCGGGGCCCGGGGGGUCUUUCAGUCGGUUGGCUGGCCGGGCACUCCUGGAUGGAGGACCCGAGAGAGAGAGAAUCUGUGUGGUCCAGCGAUUUUGACGAAGUGUAUUACGGGCAGUACAUCUCUUUCUACAUGAAACGCGUCUUCUUCCUGGAUGACAGCGGACCACCGUUUGGCCAUAUGCUGCUGGCGCUGGGAGGUUACAUGGGAGGAUUUGAUGGAAACUUUAUGUGGAACAGAAUUGGCGCAGAAUACAGCCCCAACGUGCCCGUGUGGUCCUUGCGCCUGCUGCCCGCACUCGCCGGGGCCCUGUCGGUCCCCCUGGCCUACCAGAUCGUGGCCGAGCUCCACUUCUCGCACUGCGCCGCCAUGGGAGCCGCUCUGCUGAUGCUCAUCGAGAACGCCCUGAUCACCCAGUCCCGGCUCAUGCUUUUGGAAUCGCUUUUAAUAUUUUUUAACCUGUUGGCCGUGUUGUCCUACCUGAAGUUCUCCAACUCCCAGAAACACAGCCCGUUCUCUCCGGCGUGGUGGUUUUGGCUGACACUGACUGGCGUGGCGUGUUCGUGUGCCGUGGGCGUCAAGUACAUGGGUGUUUUCACGUACCUGCUGGUGCUGGCCGUCGCAGCCGUGCACGCCUGGCAGCUGAUUGGCGACAAGGCUCUGUCCCAUGUCUGUGUGUUCUGUCACCUGCUCGCCCGCGCCGUGGCCUUGCUGGUCCUCCCGGUGGUCCUGUACUUGCUGUUCUUCUACGUCCACUUGCUGCUGCUCUACCGCUCCGGGCCCCACGACCAGAUCAUGUCCAGUGCCUUCCAGGCCAGCUUGGAGGGAGGACUUGCGCGCAUCACCCAGGGCCAGCCGCUGGAGGUGGCCUUCGGGUCCCAGGUCACCCUGAGGAGCGUCUCCGGCAAACCCUUGCCCUGCUGGCUUCACUCUCACCAGAACACCUACCCCAUGAUCUACGAGAACGGCCGAGGCAGCUCCCACCAGCAGCAGGUGACCUGCUACCCCUUCAAAGACGUCAACAACUGGUGGAUCGUGAAGGACCCCGGGAGGCACCAGCUGGUGGUGAGCAGCCCCCCGAGACCCGUGCGCCACGGAGACCUCGUGCAGCUGGUCCACGGCAUGACCACCCGCUUCCUUAACACGCACGACGUGGCGGCCCCGCUGAGCCCCCACGCCCAGGAGGUGUCCUGCUACAUCGACUACAACAUCUCCAUGCCCUCCCAGAACCUCUGGAGGCUGGACAUCGUGAACAGGAACUCUGACAUGGAGAUCUGGAAGACCAUCUUGUCGGAGGUCCGCUUCGUGCACCUGAACACGUCUGCCGUCUUAAAGCUGAGCGGGGCGCACCUCCCGGACUGGGGGUUCCGGCAGCUGGAGGUGGUCGGGGAGAGAGUGUCCCGGGGCGAGAGCACGGUGUGGAACGUGGAGGAGCACCGCUAUGGCCGGAGCCAGGAGCAGAGGGAGAGGGAGGUGGAGCUGCACUCCCCGACUCAGGUCGACAUCAGCCGGAACCUCAGCUUCAUGGCCAGAUUCUCGGAGCUGCAGUGGAGGAUGCUGACGCUGAGAAGUGACGACUCGGAACACAAGUACAGCUCCUCCCCCCUGGACUGGGUCACCCUGGACACCAACAUCGCCUACUGGCUGCACCCCCGCACCAGCGCCCAGAUCCACCUGCUGGGGAACGUCGUGGUCUGGACGUCGGCCGGGCUCGCCACCCUGCUCUACGCCCUGCUCUUCCUCUGGUACCUGCUGCGGCGGCGGCGGAACAUCCGCGACCUCCCCGAGGACGUGUGGCUGCGCUGGCUGCUGGCCGGGGCUCUGUGCGUCGGGGGCUGGGCCGUCAACUACCUGCCCUUCUUCCUGACCGAGAAGACGCUCUUCCUCUACCACUACCUGCCCGCGCUCAGCUUCCAGCUCCUCCUGACCCCGGUGGUCCUGCAGCACGUGCGGGACCACCUGUGCAGGUCCCCGCUGCACAGGAGCCUGUUCAGCGCCCUGGUCGUGGCCUGGUUUUCGUCCGCAUGCCACGUGUCCAGCACACUGCGCCCACUGACCUAUGGAGACCGGUCGCUCUCCCCAGGUGAACUCCAGGCCCUUCGCUGGAAAGACAGCUGGGACAUCCUGAUCCGGAAACACUAGCAAAGCGAGGCGGUGGCAAAGAGCCGGUGUGCUGGGUGGGGAGGAGCAAGGAUGGGCUCACCUGGAGCGGAGAGCGCUCGGCCCGCCCGGGCUGGCAGCCUGCGCGGCCCUGCUUCCUCCUGCAGUCGGCAGGGCACCCUCAGCCAAGUUCACUCCAUGAAGAACCGGGCCCGCCACAGCCUCUGACGCUGGCGGCCAAGGACCGCCCCAGGCAGCAGGAAGGAGGGGACCCGGUCGGCCGGAGCCGCCUCGUGAACCCGCGGGACCCAGCACUCCUAGCCCUGCCGUGAGGCGCACGGAGCGCCCUUGGCCCCGCGUGGCUGCAUCCUCCCAGGUGGCGUCUCCAUCUUCAGUGGUCAAGCUUGGUCACCGUACAUUUCUUUGCCCCAAAUUUGCCAAUUUUUAUAUAAAUAAAAAGGACAAAUUGCCAUUCGUA
Oryctolagus cuniculus (rabbit) is the source of this 4146-nucleotide messenger RNA. The record is from RefSeq and is a predicted model, not a curated record. Lineage: Eukaryota; Metazoa; Chordata; Mammalia; Lagomorpha; Leporidae.